Molecule: messenger RNA, 8632 nt
Organism: Leucoraja erinaceus (little skate)
Lineage: Eukaryota; Metazoa; Chordata; Chondrichthyes; Rajiformes; Rajidae
Product: protein shisa-6-like
Exons: 8
Coding region: 1090-2844 (584 amino acids)
Biological process (GO): regulation of AMPA receptor activity; regulation of short-term neuronal synaptic plasticity
Cellular component (GO): postsynaptic membrane; dendritic spine membrane; postsynaptic density
Source: RefSeq, a predicted model, not a curated record
UUGCUCCACAUUCUAAUAGUUAAAUGUCAAUUCCAAAUUCCCUUAAAUAAAGUUUGGCUUUGGGGGGGGAGUGGGCAGAUUCAGAUUUGAACGUGGCCUCUCGACAAAGAGUUCCCUCAGACCUAACCAGCGCCUGACCAGACAGAGACUUCAUUAGAUAAGAGCUUGAUCGACCGAGGAUCGAUUUAAGCUUCUUUAGUUAUUGAUUGGAUACAAACAGGCGGCUUAAACCCCAACGCCAGCCCCAGAUGUACCCCUUGUGAAUGAGCGCCGUUCCCAGCCUACCCAUCUCUGCAUGUGGCUGAUCUUCCGGCAACUGCAUUCCAGUGGUGUUCGGCAGUGCCUCUCUCUCUGUGAAUAUUUCCCCCCUCUUUUUGGAAGUGAUCUUUCACUGGAAGGCUGGGUGUGCUGCGGUGACGUUGUUUGUUCGUGGGGGUAGUGCGUGGGUUGGAUUGCUGGGGGUGGUUGGUUGGGGUGGAGGCGGACUGCCUGGGCUCUCAGCUUCACUCAUUCUCUCUCUCUCGCUCUCUCUCGUCUUCUCAUCUCGGUGCCAACGUGAGUAACAUCAGCAGCGAACAAGGGCGAGCCGAGCCGAGCGCCGCGCCCGCCACCUUGCCCCAUCACAGCAACCCGGGCUAGUGGAAGCGCCUUAAAUCCCUCCCAAGAUCUGAUGGUCCACGAGAGAGAGAGAAAAUACUCUUCAAAACUUCCACAUCCCAACGGUACGGAAGGGAUUUUCGCCAGCGGACGAGGGAUGUGAUCCAAUGCCAACCCCCAUCCUGAUAUUCUUUUAUAAAAACAAAAGACUUUUGUUCUCUUCCCUGCCUUGGGUAGAGGUUGCCCGGUUUGCCGCAGUGGAUAGUGCAUCUGUUUGAUUUAUACUCCGUGUGUAUCUAUUGAAAUAGAUAUCUCCAGCCCGUUUGUUUCCUGGGCGGAUUGAAAGCGAUGCUUGUGGCGAGCCCAUGGCUCUCGGGCAUGCGGGAGCUGGCCGUUAGCGGAGGGAUCGGGCAGCAGGGCAGGAGGAGCUAGUUUCUGCCCGGGGAGAGAUCGCAGGAGAGAGGUGAGGAGCGAGAAGACAGCGGCGAGGCGAUGCAGCACCUUCUGCUCUUCCUCGUGUAUAUGGACCCACUUAACCUGCUGCUGUGCGCAGCGAGGACCCGCAACAGGACGCUGGCCUCUUCCCGGCGUCAAGGGGGUUACUCUUCCAAGGUGCAACAGAUCAACACCACGGUGGUGGUGCCCGUUCUGCAGAUCAGCAGGAUGAAGCCGCUGGUGCUACAACACACGGAGAAAUGCCGGGGUCACUACGACGUGGCCGGCCAGUGGGACCCCGAUUUUGAGUGCAACAGGACUUCCUACAAUUACUGCUGCGGAACCUGCUACAUGCGCUACUGCUGCCAAGACAAGAACUACCGCCUGGAGCAAAACAGCUGCAAAAACUACGUGACUCCCAAAGUGGAGAUUCAAGUCACCACCGACCCGGAUCGGAACGAUCUGGAGAACGUGUACGACCCCAGCAAAGACAAGACUAACAGCACGGUCUACAUCAGCUGCGGCGUGGUCGCCUUUGUAAUUAUAGCUGGUGUCUUCGCCAAAGUUGCCUACGACAAAGCGACUCGACCUCCUCGUGAAAUGAACGUUUCCAGGGCCCUGGCGGACAUUUUACGAAACCAGGGACCAAUCCCAGUACCACACUUCGAGAGGGAGAACAUGACAGCAAUAGAUGGAUCGCCCAAGGAUAGUUCACCUGUUCGAACCACCAAAAACCAUUUCACGCCAGUUCGAACAUCCAAGGGCAACCAUGGGCUCUACGGGAAGGAUUCAGGCACCAGCCAUGGCUAUCGCAGCGGAGGACCUGACCUGCACAACUUCAUCUCUUCAGGAUUUGUGACACUAGGGCGAGGACAUCUCAAGGACUGUUUCCGAGAUCCUUUCCAAUAUUCCAAACCAACAAGCCAUAAGGAAAAAAUUGCAUAUCUGGACUGGGAGGCCAAAAACGAUCAGAGGUUUCCCCAAAGAUACAGAGAACUUGGAACCCUUGGUAACCAUCACCAUAACUACAAUCACUUGGGAUUGAUCAGUCCCACUCAGACCCCCACCAAUGAAAAGCCUCGGAUGAACAGCAUCCUUACAUCUGCGACUGAGCCAUAUGACCUGUCUUUCUCAAGGUCCUACCAGAGCCUGUCACACCUUCCACCAUCUUACGAGACUGCAGUCAAAUCUGACAUAAGCAAGUAUUCUUCACUAAAACGAUUAAGUGAGAAGGAGAUGGACGAAUACUACAUGAAGAGAAGGCAUCUUCCAGACUUGGCAGCAAGAGGGACUCUGCCUCUCCAUGUUAUCAAAAUGAAUCAGGAACACAGUAACCAUAGAGAGAGGCCUAGACGGCCAAUACGGGCCAUGUCACAGGACAGGGUCCUGUCUCCAGAGAGAGACCUGCCUCAAGAAUGUAUCAUGUCUUAUGAGCGCAUCCUGUCUGAUGAACAACUCUUGUCAGCUGACCGCCUCCAGUCCCAGGACCCUCUGCUCUCUCCGGACAAAGUCAUGUCCCUCAAACGCACCGCAUUCCACGAGAGGGCCAUGUCCAGGGCCCUGUCUCAAUCCCACACAGAUAUCUUUGUAUCCACACCCAUCUUAGAUCGUUAUAAGAUGACAAAAAUGCACUCACAUCCCAGUGCCUCAAACUCUUCGUCCAAUACCUUAAGUACAAAUCAGACGAAUCACACUGCUGCUAAGCGACAUGCCUUUGCUUCUCGUCGACACAACACGGUGGAGCAGCUCCACUAUAUCCCUGGACAUCAUCGUAACUACCAUACAGCCAGCAAAACAGAAGUAACUGUUUGAUGGUAAAAAGCCCAUCGCCGAUUCUACAAUAACAAGAGUGUGGAUGGGUUUGCCAGUUAGCCAAAGGACAAUGGCUCUGUCAGACUACACUAACUAACCGCACUCUAAUUUCUGAUAUGUUAUUUAGGCAAGUGUAUUUGUAUCUAAACAAAAUGGCAUACUAUACAAGGCUUCAGUCUUUUCAGAGAAACUUACCAUCAAUUCCUUGUUUUAUUCAAGGUUUUCAUUUUAGUUGGUACAUUAGCACAACAGAGGGCGGUGAACCAACCAGGUCACCUGACAGUUUCUAUCAAAGGAAGCCAUUUGGUAUGGUCAUCACUUGAAUGAGCUUAGAGCAACAAAAUCAAGGGUUGAAUUUCUAGCCAACUACACUAUUGCUACUAUUCGGAAAUUGAAAUUAUUUGUGUUGGAAGGGACGGAUAAUUAAUUUGGUAAUUAGAAUUUUUGGGUUAAUUCAACAAAAGUAAAGGAUACCAUAUCAUCCCGAAUAGUGUGUUUUAAAAAAAGUCCAUCUUCUAAGCAUGUACAGUAAAAUUCAAUUAGACCACGCAUAGGCAACCAAUUCAUAACAUAAAUGAGGGGCAGAGCUGGCUUUUCUUCCAUGCUUUAAUUUUUGCCCCUUGGAAUGGUUGCUUAGAAUUCCAGGCCUAGGGUUGGUGAAAUAGCUUCAUUAUAGAGAGAAUACAAAUUGCACCAUUGAGCAUAUCUCUGCCACUUCCGAUAAGUGUAACGAGUUAUAUGUUUUUUUUCCUCUCUCAAUGGUACGAGUUUUUAUACGGAGUGUACGAAUUCCCAAGAAAUCUGCAGCACUUACAAGAUAAUAAGUUUAUUUCAAGAGCAUGGGACUCUGUAAAUGGAUCUUUCAACCUGGGACGAUACUACUUGCCGAACUUAGUUUUUUAAAUCUCAUGCAUUAUUCGCAAGUUUGCUUCUGACACAUGAAAUGCCACGCAGAUAGGCGUUGAAGUCACUAAUCAUGCCAAAGAGCCAAGCUUAGUGAUGGUUUGAAGUGAACCCGACAAAGAUUAAUCAUUUGUUUAUGUUAAUCACCGAGUGGUGGUAGCCAAGAGCUUUCAGGCAUGCAGACGUUAAAGUUUUAGCAAACCAUAGAGGGUGGAGGAAACAGAGUUUAUCCAUUUGUAAUGUCAUGAAUGCCAAGUUGCAUUGUUUCCUUGUAUUCUGCCAUGUGCUGGAAGAGGAGAUUAGCGGGAAACUUGGCAUUGUGUGUGGCAUGGACAUUGUGGGCCAAGGGGCCUGUUCCUGUGCUGUCGUGUUCCAUGUUCCAUGUUCUAUCUUUCCCAUCCUGCUUUGCUUAUAUUUGUGUACUUUUUUGUUCAGAGUAUUUAUUCUUCUGUGAAACAUUGGUUAUUCAUGUUUAGAACGCAACCCCAUGCAUUCAUCGUCCUUCAGUUUUCUGACACGUUCUCCUCCUCAUUUCCUGCUCACUUUGCUUCCCCUAGAGUACUAGUGAAGCUGCGAAUGGUCCAGGUUGGCCAGGCACCUGUACACUCAACUGUACAUGCAGUGCAGUGGUGAGCACACAGGCACAAUCUAAUGGUGGAAUUCAGAAUAAUUAGAAACAUAUAUAGAGCGCACAGGACUCUUGGGGUCGAUCUGAAAAUUGAUAUCCCCCACAGAUUAGCAUGUUACGUAUUCAGAUCUGCCGUUCACAAAAGUGGUGGAGCCUCUGGAUCUGUAAAACAAAGUAUGUGUUGAAAAUUGUGAUUUGCAAGUUUGAAGCUAUAUUUAAAUAUUGGACAAGUGCUGGCCUGCUGAGGCAUGUAUUGUAUAGUGUGGAAUGAUUUUUAAGUCAUUGAAUGGCUUGUGGUGACAUUACAUACAAGUGGAAGAGAUCCUAUAGUGUAGCAGUGGUGUGAUCUUCUGUGUUAUAUAGGUGGCCUAGAAAUGUACUUGGGAUUUUUUUGUGCAACGUAGGCCAUUACGUAAUAAUUACCUAGUUAGAUAUGGAUUUUAUCUUUUCCUAAAAAGCGAAUCCAUCACUAGUAAGAAAUAUGAUUAGAUGAUUAUGUGAAACCAAAUGUUAUUUUAACUAUCUGGCUACCUUCAGAUCAUUUUAGGCUCACACACAUCUCUCAUCAUAAUUCCUUUGUAUUGUGUAUGAAGUUAUAAAAUAUCCGCAACAUUACGCACUGCCCAGCAAUAUCAGUGAGAUGCCACCUCAUUGCAAUGCAACCAAAUAAGGGAUGUGAAGGAAAAUUUGCAUUUGUUUUAAAAGUAAAGGGAGAAUAGCUUGCAUUGUAAACAGUGGGGUGCGAUCAAAGUCUCGUAAGUCUUGUUACAGACAUUUGAACACUUAUAUGCCGUGGUCCUCGUUCAAAUCUUGGUUUUUACUACUAUUUAGAAUUACAUCUCUUGUGGAUUUAGACAGGUUAGAAAAUAAAGUUGCUGGCAUAUUUGAUUAAUGCAUCUUGAAAGACAGGAGGAUAAAAUUAAGUAAUUAAAGAAGGUAAUUGUCCAAAUGCCAAGCCAUGUUGCGACAGAGAUACAGACAUUCAUCGUCUAGGCUUGCUGACUCAAUGACUUUGUUUUAGUCACCAAUAAAGUGGAGAGAGUGCAAUGAAAGGAAGAGUUAUUUAUUUUACUCAACAUAUUUCCCUCUUUUGUUGAUGCUGCUCCAUGGACCAAGUGACUUUUCUUUCUGACACUUUAAUUCUUGCAGGUGUAAUUAGUCUUGAGGCUGAGUGUGAGGAGCGUUUUGCUUAUGGUAUCAAGAUAUCGGUCAACUUCUAUGUUCGAGUCAUUGCAGUGAAAUGGAAGACGAAGCAUAAAAGCAGCCUAAAAGAAAAGGCCAAAGGUGACAGAGCAAUCAGUGUGCACAUUGGUACCUGUGUCAUCGUGAUUAUGCCCCUUACAGAUCAUGCCAGUCACAAAGCAUAGGAAAGCAAGGGCAAACUAUCAAUCAGUGGCUAGCUCAUCCACAGUAUCAGGAAGAAGAAAAUUGCAAUGUACAUAGCAAAGGCCAAAGUGGGGGAAUAUUCAAAGUUGGAAGAAGAUUUGUAGUUUUUAAAGGAUCUAAUACACUACUGUUAUACAUUGUAUAUUAUCUGUAAAUAACACAGUGACACCAACUAAAUAAAAUUGAUGCUUUCAAGCUAAUGUACAUUUUAUUGAUUAAAGCACAACAAAAAGUUACAACUUACUAUUUAGAAGAUGGUGUUGUUGUCUAUCGAUGAUAUUGAAGUGUCGCAGGUCUUAAAUGAAAGUGUUAAAAGGGUAUUUAGGUUGUUACAGAGUAAAGUAUGGAAUUUACAGAGAGGUUAUUAUAGGCAGGUGCCCUUGAGAAAUAGCAUUCCAAACACCAAUCUGUGAUAAAUUUAGCAUGAGAUGCAGAUAGAGUAAUCAUUUGACUAAUUCCCAAAUAAUGGAGUAAUCCAAACCCACAGUUGAUUUAAAAAUUGAAUAAUUGUAUUGUAAUUAGUUGGGAUCUGCAACCAUUGUAAAUCAGAUUCUCGGAUAGCUUCUUGCCAGCAACGCUGCUAGUGUCAGCAAAAGUGACUCCCUGUUGAUGUGGCAAGGGUAAACCUGCUUCUCCCAAACACUAACAAAUAAAACAAACUGGCACCAGUUGGAUGUCUCAGCCCAUGAGUAGCUACCCUUGACAAUCACCAAAGCUGCAACAGUCUACGGUGAGAAUAACAUCCAUCUUUCAAUGUUAUUGCUCCUUUUGGAUGACAACCACCUUUUAAAUGUUUAUUAUCCGUCCCGUCUUACAGAGAUAAUUGCAGCAUCGAUCAUGACUAGAAUCAGGGUUCCUACCAGUUAGAGAAUGUUGCAUUUGGAAUGCCUCCAAUUUGGCGACAAAACUAACUCAGCUUCACAACCCAACAUUUAUUAUUUUAAAAGUUCUCUUCACUAAGACAUUCACACUAUAGUCCUUUCUUUUUCUUGUUCUUCCAGGACCCCUGUCUUAUUUAUUGCUUAUUCAUUGUUACGUGUACCUGAGCUCACCAGAUCGUGGUGGGACCACAGUUGCCCUGAGGAACUGCACUCAUUCAGUUCCAAUGGAUUGUUUCCUUCUCAUUUUCAGUUUAGUCUCGUGCUUAAUACCAUGGCCAAGAUUGCCUGGUUACAAGUCUGGGAGAGGAAGCUCCGAGGGUCAGAUGGGUGCAAGAAAAUGUGACCUAAAUAAAAGACGGCAGAUCUGCUCAAGGUAAAUUCACCGAGUGGACUGAUUCCACCAACGGAGCAGGAAAGCAAAGAUCUGAACUCAUUAUUGAAAGAAUUUCACACAGUGAUCAAAUGAUACCAAUCUGUAAGCUAUGACUUGAUUCAAAAGAAGCAUUGUGGAAUGAACUGCAGAGGCGGAGUGCAACCUGCUGGCACGACAAUACUGCAGACUUGCAUGACUGAUCAGAGAUUAAUUUUUAAACAGAAGUGCUGAACAUUGUAAAUGGCAGUGCAGUCUAAAGGAAAAGCAUGUAGGAAGAGGAACAUGUGGCAGAAAAUUCAAUAUGAUCUCACCACACAUAUCCAGGCAGUCAACAGUUCGACAUCUGAAUGUUACCAACCAGCACCUAACACACAGGGAUCAUGAAAGAUAAAGCAAGUCGACACUGGAACAUUAACAUAUGCAGCAUAUCCUCCAUUUACACUGCAAUGAUCAGUCUCUAAACAGGAGCGGCAGUGAAAGCAAAGUGCAAUGGGCUUUAUCUCAUGGACACAGAAUUGGUUGGCAGACAGGAAACAAAGAGUAGGAAUAAAUGGGUCCCUGUCAGAAUGGCACGCAGUGGCGAGUGGAGUGCUGCAAGGCUCGGUGCUGAGGCCGCAACUAUUUACAAUAUUUAUUAAUGAUUUAGAUGAUGGGAUUAAAAGUAACACGAGCAAAUUUGCAGGUGACACAAAGCAAUGUGAACUGCGAAGACGAUGUUAGGAGGUUGUAGGGUGACCUGGACAGGUUGAGUGAGUGGGCAGAUGCAGGGCAGAUGCAGUAUAAUGAAGAUAAAUGUGUGGUUAUCCACUUUGGUGGCAAGAACAAGGAGGCAGAUUAUUAUCUCAAUGGUGUCAGAUUAGGAAAAAAGGAAGUGCACCGAGACCUGGGGGUCCGUGUUGAUCAGUCACUGAAAGUAAACAUGCAGGUACAGCAGGCAGUGAAGAUAGCUAAUGGCAUGUUGGCCUUCAUAACGAAAGGAUUUGAGUAUAAGAGUUAAGAGGUCCUUCCGCAGUUGUACAGGGCCCUUGUGAGACCACAUCUGGAGUUUUGUGUGCAGUUUUGGUCUCCUAAUUUGAGGAAGGACAUCCUUGGUAUUGAGGCAGUGCAUCGUAGGUUCACCAGGUUAAUCCCAGGGAAGGCGGGACUGUCAUAUGAGGUAAGAUUGGAAAGACUGGGCUUGUAUUCACUGGAAUUUAGGAGGAUGAGAGGAGUUUUUAUAGAGACUUCUAAAAUUAUAAAUGGAACGGACAAGCUAGAUGCAGGAAAAAUGUUCCCAAUGUUGAGGGAGUCUAGAACCAGGGGCCACAGUCUAAGAAUAAAGGGGCGGCCAUUUAAAUUUGUGGAAUUCUCUGUCAUAGAGGGCAUUGGAGGCCAAAUCACUGGAUGGAUUUAAGAGUUAGAUAGAGCUCUAGGGGCUAGUGGAGUCCAGGGAUAUGGGGAGAAGGCAUAUUACUGAUUGUGGAUGAUCAGCCAUGAUCACAAUGAAUGGCGGUGCAGGCUUGAAGUUCAAAUGGCCUCGUCCUGCACCUAUUUUCUAUGUUUCUUUGUUUCUAUGAGAAGUUUGUGUGUGACUAUGGGCUGGCCGCUGUGGUCGGCGUGGUAACUGGGAUGCUGUGG